UCCGCAAUAAUUCAUUCCUGCCAUAGGAAUGGUCGUGGUUCUUCCUUCGGAAGGAAAGUCAUGAACGUCGACUUUGGGGUAAGAGAAGUAUGCUAAAUGAUAACUCAUAUAAAUUUCAGUUUGUUUUCUAUCAAAAAAUGUAUGUUUUCUGUUCCAAGUUUCACCAGAAGCAUUGGAAAUGUAUUCAGUUAGUGAUGGGAAUAACAGCUAGCUAGCAGUGAUUGGUUCAUUUUAAUAUUAUAAAGUUUCAAAUCUUCCCGCGCACGACUGCGAUAUGUGGAUAUAAUUGAGAUUCUGGAAAAUACUGGUGGUAAUCGUAUAUGAUAGGGUGAGGUUAAAGUAUCUGUUGAUCAAAUGUGCACGGAAGUAACACAGAGUAAAUAGACCUUUUCCCGUUUUUUCAACUUUUUAUGUAUGGACCAGUUAGGGAAAUCCCAUCGACACCACUGAAAAGAGCGCCUUAAAAUUAAUAGAAUUGCCAGUUUUGAAAUGGCGAACGUGGGGCAGGAACGCGUGACGAACUCCUAAGAACGUCUGCGUGGGAGGCUAGUUUUGAAAGUGAUACGUCUUUAGCGAGAGAAGGCAAAGCUCCGCAAAGUUGCGAAAAUUUAGAGACGUUUGUAUGGUGGGGGCAAGUUUGUGCCCUCCACUAUACAAACGGCAUUAAAAUUUCACGACUUUAGGAGCUGUAUCUUCAUUAGCUCUCAAUGAAUCACUUUCAAACUUGACAAUUUUUCUAAUUUUUGGCGCUCUUUUCAGUGGUGUCAACGGAUUUUCCCGAACUUGUCCAUGUCAAAAGUUGAAAAAAACCGUGAAAAGGUCUACUUUCAAAGAUAUUUCCAUGGCUAAAACGGAAGUAUAACUCAAACUUUAGGGAACCAAAAAGUAGUGGCUGGGCAAGAGGGAGUUCCAUUUUCUGAUGUCAAGAGAUAUCGAUAAUGGUCGAAAUUGAAAUUCAGAGUUGUGUAAUUUACACCAAUAAUAUUAAUGCAAAGUGUGUCAUGCAAACAUCAGAAAACAUUUUGCACCAUUGUCAGUGCAUAGCAUACAAAUAAUGUAGAUUAUUUCCAAAGCCGGGGAGAUUGUAAAAACGUCUCUAAACGGUCCAGAACUCUGUUUAUUUUCUGCUCACACUGUUUCAAUUUUCCAUUCAUCAAAACACUGUGCAAUAAUAAUUAUAUCUUAGGUGUCAUUGUUAACUGUAAAGAUGUUCUUUUAGAAAAAAGAAAGAUAAACUUGCUGCACGUGAGCUUUUUUCGUUGCCUAGCACAUGACCAUGGUUUGUCCAUGAUGUAAUAACUCAAGAUGGUGCUAAAAUGGCAGAUGAACAUUUGAAAAAAGCAAAGUUUUGAAAGGUCACUGUUGAAAGUUAUGAAAGGUCACCGUUGAUUUACAGAACAUGACGUUCACAGUAAGAGAAAGUGUAUAGUGUUGUUUUCUUUUUCACCGUGAAAAGACAUUUUUCCACAAUGUCGUUUUCUAAUUUUUCAUUAGCCAUAUUUGCUGACAUUGUAAAGAAAUAAGCAACUUGCAUGUAUUUUUACAACCAAAAUCAGUCACCUUAAAAAUACACUCAAAUUUGCAUGUAAAAGGUCUGCAAGGGCUCAUGUAAACAUUUACAUAUGAGUUUUUUGUGUGGAAAUCUGCACACAAUUUACGCUCGUGUAAGUGCUGCAAUACCUGUGGCCUGUACUGUAUGCUGAUGACAGAUCUACAGACUCUGGUAGCCAACCACUUGAACUUUCUAACCUUCAGCUUUGUACAAACAAUAGGCUGAUUUAGCAACAGAACGGGAACGUCAGUUGAUGACGGCGCGCGCAAAUCAAACAACUGGCUUGACCAAUGGCAGGGCAGCAAAUUGAGCACCAGAAGUCGUGUUUAGUCCUUCCCGCGUGCUUUCCCGUCGUCAACUGACGUUCCCGUCCUGUUGCUAAAUCAGCCUAAUGUCAUGACUUGGAGCUCUUCAAUGACCUCAUGUGCAACCCUGGCAAGACUGAAGGUUUUCAUCUCUUGUCAUAUUAUGGCACUUGUGAGAUACAUUGUAAUUAGAGAGAUCUGGGUUAAUGCUGCCAGUGUUUUUCCUAUGCCUGCCGCUAAAGAUCUUGGAGUGACUAUAGACAGUGAGCUGCAGUUGGACAAACUUGUGAAUAACAAAGGAGGUUGAAUGAACAGUCUCCUUCAAUUUUAUCUCCUGUUCUGUUCACAUAUCCAAACUAAUUUCUUGUUACCAGCCAACUAGAAGUCGUAGAUUUCUUCUAUCUGUAAUUACUUCUCGGUUACCAACUGCUCUUCUUAAUCAUCAUAUGGGGAUAGAUCUUUUCUCCAGUGAUAGUAAAAUACACAUAUAAUAUUAUCAAAAUUCAGAACCCUGCUGUAGCAAAACUUUGUUAUUAUGUGAAUAUAUUAAUUUGAAGGUGCCAGGUAAACAUUAUAACAUUACUGGACAUGUAGUAGUAGAGAUCUCUGCUUUUCACUCAGAGCAAGUCCAGAGAGGCUUUACAGAAGCCCCUUCAUCAAAGAUGUGAAGAAAUUGACAAGUUAAUUGAGGGUUCCUCUACACAGGUAAUUACUUAUUGAUCCUUUGAUAUAGGAAACUCUCCUGUGACAUUACUUGCAGAGUUAUUGUGUACAAGGAGUCUACUGAAAUACUGCAAAAAAUAAAUUGUUUUUGUUGUUGUUGUUGUUGUUUUUUAUCAUUAUUUAAGUGCUAUUAAUAACACUGAGCUAUAAAUUGUGAUUAAGGUAGCAAAUACGAUUUAUUAUUUUUGAAAAGUUGAACGGAAAUCAUGUACAAAUAAAUUCAAUUAUCUGUUUACACCAUAAAGGACAUUUCCACACACUUAUAUUACAAAUAAAAGAAAAAAAGGAUUUUGAGCAGUUUAAUCUUUAGGGAAAAGAAGAGGUAUUGUAUGUGAGUAGUGUCUAAAGUAGUGAGAGCUCUCUAGUUGGACACUGUCAUGUUUAAAUGACAGGAAAAACAAAUAAAAUUAAAUCAGAGAUAGCGUCAUGCAGUUUGGUGGUAAAAUCAAGUUUGCUUGAUCAAGAGAUAGUAUUUCGAUUUUUAAUAUAGACAGACAUCACUGUCUUGCUUUAAACGUUUAGCCAAGUUGUUUAAAACUCAGUUCUAAUCCUGGGUCAAUUUUAAUUUAAACCUGAAUGUGUUGUGCUUAUCAUGCUUUGAAAAACUCAGCCCUUUAUUUCUACAGUAGAUCAAAGUUUUAACAUUAGGUGCUCUAUGGCCAACGCCAUGCAGCAAGGAUGUGCUCAACAACAAUAAAAGAGGAAGGGAGCCCAGUGCUCUGAACCUGUCAAAUUCAACGGGGUGCAGAAUUUCAAUUUUAUGAAAAAAUAACGAUCUCUUAAUCAUCCAAAAAAAUAACGAUCUCUUAAUCAUCCAAGAGCAAAAGUAAGGCGAUAGGGGCCACUGGGCGCACUGCACAUGAGCACAGCCCUAACGUGGUAUGACCAUGGUGAGCUUUCUGUAUUAUCAGUACAAUGUGAGCCAGGCUAAAUACUGAUCGUGUUUUCCUUUAUCUUGCAGAAUUUGCAUGGCUUUUUUCCACAGCUUCUCAGUAACAUCUUUGGCUAUUCAGGCAACACAGACUGGGGCCUAAAAACUCUGUCUCGUGAUAGUAGAGAGUUUGCCAAUGUGCGCAAAUUUUUAACCCCUGGUGGUACAGUCUUCAAACUGAUAGACUUACUUCAGGCUGAUGAUCAACACAGAUAUGAGUUCUUUAUCAGUUGUCUUCCUGUAAGUAUGGCUUAUCAAAUCAAUUGAGGUUUCUUGGUACCCCUCCCCUAAGGCACCAUUAACACUUCUCACCAAGGGAAAAAUUGUGACUUAGGGGAGGGGUAGAUGGUCAGUUACCCAGAAACCUCAACUGAUCUGGAAAUUCUUUGUUGAAGUGUGAAAUCUGCUGUUUAAUACAUGUAACAAAGACUUAUACAUGCAAGCAUUUCUGUUUUCUGGAAUGUUUUACCCUUAACUAUUGUGACAGCUGUUGUUUAGAAGCAAUUUUUAUGCAAAAGUGAAUUUUGUGAAAGGAAAAUUGUAAGCACUGAUAAAUGAACAGCACAACUUGCUGAAACUAUUGCAAUGUAUUUGUUGCUUAGCUUUGUUGAAUUGCAUACAAUGUAACUUCAAAACACAGCUGAUUUGCAUUCUAUUCUUAAACAACAUGUGAAACAAUGAAUCAUGGGGAGUGACCAGUCGAGUCCAGUCUUGGCCCUGUCUCAAAUUUCACUUCCUGUCAUAGAAUGUGCAUUGCAUGAAAGAUGUUGGAAGAGACAGGGCCAGAACUGGAUCAGAUGCAUGGUGGUCAGUGGCAUGGUCAAAAGCAUUGUUAACAGAAAAAGAAUGUGAUCAAAACUGACUUGUCCUAAUCAUAGGUGUGACAAAUGUUUGCUGUCAAAUUCCCAGUUAUAUAUGCUGGACAUUGUCUGAUGAUAGGCUAUUAUUUUCAGCCUGAUAUUAGUUAAAGAAGCAAACCUUGUACGUGAACUUGGUUUGAGUUUCAUAAAGCUUCAGAACCAGGACAUCCAGAUCUGACGCUGCAAAUUAGUGUUGACCACUCGCUGCCACUGCACCUCAAAGAAUCACUACACUUAUUUCAAUCAGAGGCAUAUAACCCCGAAGUGUCCAACUUCCUUUUAUCUGUUUAGAACCAUGCUGGGGUUUUUCGACUGUCCAAUCAGAAGCUCGUAAACUUUUUAGCCCAAAUGUGGAAUCAGAGGAUUGAAGGCAUCGCCAUCUAAAAAAGUAGCUAAUUGAGAAUUCUUCAAGUCCUUAAGGUGGCUCGAUACAGUUUUUCUUUUUUUUUGAUUGGUUCUCAAAAAAAAGACCAGCAUUGGAACAGAGUUAUACUCUUCAGGGCUAUAUGCUUCUGUUUUGAUAAAUUGUAGGGGCACUUGGAAUAAAAACCCCAAGUGACUUCUGAUAAAUUUCUAGAUUCUCCUAUCAAUUUGUCAUGUAUAUGUAUAUAUGUUACAGGCCAAAUUAAAAAUAAAUUCAGGUUCAAUUCUUUUUUACCCUAGCUUGAUUCUCUAUUUCCUUUGCUUCUUAUCCCUAAUUAUUCAUGAAAUUUGAUUUGAAGGCACUGAAAGUACAAUGGCUGAACAAUCCACGCUUUUGGCAAGUCUCUUCUCACUGGUCCCUCUGGGUACUGUGUUGCAGUUACUGUAAAUUUUUAGUUAUUAUUAUUAUUAUUUCUUUUUCAGUUUCCAACACGAGCAUCAUUAUCAGAAGGUAUGAUUCCAGUUUUAUAUCAUGACAAAGUACCAAUCAGAACUCCAGGAGAAACUAUCAAUGCUGUUUUACUCAGUAUCUUUUUAACACAUCAAGAAUCCUCUGCUCACAUGCUGAACUAGUACAAUAAUUAACCCCUUCUUCAAAUCCUAUAAAGACAUUGAAAGUACAUGAUUUGUAGUGUGAGUUGCCUCACUUGGUGAAACCAAUGAUUAUCAGAUGAGGUUGAGUAUCAUAUAAAGAAUUAUGCAGAUGAAAGAGGGUUUUAUCGGCCAAAUGGAAAACACCCUCAGAGAUCUGCAUAACAAUAAGAUAUUCUUCAUAUCAAACAAAAGCCAAAUCCAACAUGCUUUUCUCGAUUGAAGUAAAUUGUCUAUUUUCAUAACAUCUCCCUAUUCAUCAGCAGUUUUGGGAUAUAAAGUGGAUGUUUAGUCUAGUGAUAUUUUUCAAACAGCAGCUGUCAUCUGUUGAUUGUUAUUUUUGCUUUUCUUAUUGCAUUUUUAGUUCAGCUAUUUUUUUCUACGCAAAACAUGUCAAAUCCCCCCCCUCCCCGCCCCCUUACCCUGCUGUCCCUUUUCUUGUUGAUAGUUGUACACCUGGCAACAAUCAUAAUGAUAUGGGCAAUUUCAAAGAAUAAUUUCAUUGUUAAUUGUCUUCCAAAUUUGUUUAUUGCAUGCUGGUUAUAAAGAAUUAGGCAGGGAAUUUAAGUUAAUAAGAAAUCAAGAAAUCUUUUCAAUGAACAAUGGUAACAAUAGAGAGUCUUGAAGUACUGGCUGGUUAACAUGUGAAAUGUGAUAAAAGAAUUAAAUAUUAAAAUUUUCUUUGACCCAUGUAUACCCUGUUGUGUAAUCUGUUUAUUAGUUUCCUCUCAUCCCUAGGAUAGUCCAGUGAAGACCGUUAAUAACCAUGGGUUUUUUGUCUAUGUAAUAUUGUAAUGAUAAGAAGUGUGUUUUGUAAGGAAAGCAUAUAGAUUUUCAGAGUUUCACUUGACUAUCUGCUAGAUACAUUUGAAUACUACAUGUUUCAUUUUGCCUACUACAUUGUUUAUCAGCAGGCACACAGGGUAAGCUGUCUAUUGGAGUGUGAAAAUUAAUAAAAACUACAAUUAUUAUUAAUAUCAUAAUUGCUAUUAUUACUUAAUUAUUAUAAAAAAGUGAUGGAAAAUGGCUGAUGCAAGUAAUCAAAAUGUUACAUUCCUUUGCUUCCACAUCUUUCAACAUUAUUUAAUUUUUGUUUUUUGUUUCAAAAAUAUAUCCUAGUCAAAAUAAUUUCAUGUUAUUAUUAUUUAUAGCAAACUUUGAGCUGUACUCAUGAUUCAAAACACACCAGUAUCACAACUUAGACCAUUUCCCUUCAUGACAAUUAUUAUCCUUGAAGAGGUGUUGAUCAGUCUGUAGCAUGCAUUCUGCAUUAUACACUGAUUGCAUUUAUUGCAUAUCAUAAUGAUUAUUACAGCAGGAAUCCAGUGUGAAUCCAGCUCAGGACUACCUGUACCUAGUUGUUCUGGAUGACUACCUUGACUUCUUCCUGCCUUCAGAUGGUUCAGCAAUUCCGUUCAACAGCAUGAAGGCUAAGACAUCUGUUGGAUUGGGAAGGAAUGUUCCUUCAUCUCGGUAAGUCUAAUUUUAAUUAUGUGUGUUAACCUUGUUGUGUAUCUGGCUUAAGGUGGCUCAAUAGGGUUUUUCAGGGUCAAUACCUCCCAAGUUUGAGCAUAAACUACAUUGCCAUUAACAAAGUAAGAUUUGGAAAAAUUACCACCACAGCUAUAUGAGUUAAAAAUGAAAAUUUGUUAAGAUCAGGGUUACAAUGACGUCGGAGUUGUUAUAGCAAUGAUAUGACACCAUUACAUACUUAACUUGCAGCGGUAUUUCUCAGCACUGGGAACUGUUCUUCUAAAAUCAUUCAUGGGCCAGCUUUUUCCUCUAAUAGCCACCUCUCUGUUCAUGCACUUUAAGCAAAAUCUGUAAGAUCGUUAUUGAGAUAUUUUAUUUAUGGUUAGAAAUAUUGUAAAAACUGGACAAUCUUGAAGUUCAGCCAUUAUUAAUUUUGUAGAAAACAGAGCACUUUUGAAGUGCAAUUUCUCCUCAUACUAGUUUCAAUCGUUUGAAAAACAUGUGUGAAAGAUCAUAGAGAUAGCUUUAGCCGAUUUCUAGAAAGAAGGAUUUGAUUAGUAUGUAUCAAGGCUCUCCUUGUUAGCAGUUUUGUAAACAUUUCGGCCCACUUUAACAAAUAAGCACUUUCACUACGAUCAGAAUACCUAAACCAAACUACACCAAAGUGUGACACAGAACCCAUCUGAUAUGUGAUACUGAUCUGAUAUGACGUUAUGUGAUAUCAGAGCAGCACAGCUUUGCUCUGUAACAGAAAUUGCACCAAAAACAUCUUUCUUAUUUGUAAACAGGAACUCUAUCCGGUAUGUUUUUCAUGCCGGCCCAACAGCUAUCCAUGAGUAUAGUAAGAACAUGGCUUAAGUCUCUGUGGUACUUGUUCUACAAGUGCUUUAUAUAAAUUCUGAAAGGGACAGCAUUGAAUGUGCUUCCUUGAUGUAGUUUGUACUUAUGUUAUCUCUUUCUUUCUGUCAUUCGUCCAGGCAUGACUCAAGUCAUUAUGCAAGAACCCAUUAUUUUCAAAAUCAGUUUAAAGGUUUGAUCAAACCCACCCCAGGCAGAGCUAGUCCACCUACCACACAUCAUGGAAUGCUAAAUCAUGGAUCACAGGAAACCUGGAGAGCAGAAACAUUUCUGCAAGUUAGUAACAAACAGAUGGGAAAGAUUCAAAUUUUCAUCAACAUUUUUAUGAAUUAUUGUUAUUAUUGUUAUUAUUAAUAUUUAUUAAAAUUCAUUAAUAGUUUAUUAUAUGAUACAUAUGAUAUGAUAUGAUAUGAUAUGUAGAUAUAUGACUGAGAACACUUACUCUAGAGUUUACUUGUGGUAACUUUGAAUGUUUAAUUGAGUGAAUGUUGAAUAUUACUGUAAAUGUUUAGCAUUCUUGUUUUGCUUUUGGUUAACUUUCCAGAUUCUCAUAGAAUUCUGGCUAAAUCAGAACACAGCAGACUCCAUCUCAAGAAAUGUUCUUUCACGUGGACAGGUAAUUACGUGGCAACUAAAUAACCUUUAGGUCAAACUACAAGUGCAUUGAACAGUAAUUUGAAAUAGCCCCAAUCACAACCUUUCUUGGACUUGUCAAGUCUCAGACUUUAGAGCAUUAGUCCCCAGUUCUAUUAAUAGAACCAAGGACUAAUGCUCUGAAGUCUGAGACUCGACAAGUUCCAGAAAGGUUGUGAUUGGGGCUAUAUCAUAUUACUGUUCAAAUUUUGCAGUCAGAGUCUAACACAGGGUCUUAAAAUUGAUAACUAUGGCAAGUAGUAAAUUUGCUGCCUUUGUUUUUAAUCUGCAAAUGGUAUUAUCUAAUCUUCUUGGAAGAUAAGGGCAAAAAAACUCUAUGCCCCAUCUUCCAUAGCCUGCAUCACAGACACAAUCUAAUCCAAGCUGAUUAUGUCUUCGAAGCAGUGUCAAGAUCCUUAUUUUGGAGGCCUUACAAAGUCAAAAUGAAUUACCGGGAGAGCGUUUUGAAUUUACCAUUAAACUGAUUGGCCAAAUAAACAAUGGUUUUUCUAACAAUCAUGAUGUGUAUUCAAAUCCUGGCAAACAGCUUGGGGCCCAGAACAGGGAUUUUGGCGCUUGCUUGCAGAUGGAAUUAACCAGAGGUCUAGUUUCAUCUGUGGCGUAUGCUACAUCUCACAGCUCCACACUGAACUGACUCUUAUGGGAUGUCACGGCCUGGUGUGUAAAAGGGGUUGAUAUCAAUAAUAUUGGGAUUCAAUACUUGUUUCAUUUUCUGUCACCAUGUCAAUUCACUGUGCUAACAUUACCAAUUUACAGAAGCAGGAGUUACAUCAUACUUCUUGAUAUGAUGAAUAAUUGUUUGAUAAACAGUGAAGGAUCUUUUUUGAAUUGUAGGAGUAUUUCAUGCCAACGUUAGACCAUGUGCGAGUGGUGAGGAUAUUAGUGAAGCAUGUCCAUUCCUUUGUGUAUGCCAAGGGACCUGAUAUGGAUCAACUCUCUGUUCUUCACCCUUAUGAUGAUCUAAGGAGGUAAAAUAUUACCAUAACAGAUAGACUUGAAUCAGAGUAUUCAAAAAAGGCAGAAUUUAAACUUAAGAAAAACCUUACAGCUAAGAUGAUCUUUCCCAAAAAAGCUGUCCUAUUUGGGACUUGGAUACCUGUAUUUUUCACAUUUUAGAACAAGACAGUAAUCAACCGUUACUUCCAUAAAUUGCAUGUGAAUGGUAAAGAAUUAAUGCUAAUUUAAUUCUUUCUGUGGCCAGUGUUAGGAUUAAUAUACUUAACAUUACAUACAUAUUUUCAUGCAGUUUAACGUUGAGUCUCUGAAAGAAUCCUGUACAGUGUGGCCAUUCCCCUUUAGCAGUUUAACUGUGGUUUCUUUAAAUUUAUUGUUGUUCGGGGUGUUGCUAUCUUGUGCUUCUGUGAUUGCAAUGUUAUUUUGUGACUCCCUCUGUAAACCACUCAAUAUUAUGAAACCACCUCAGUUUUGUUGUACUUUCAAAUGCUUAAUUUUUUUUUGUUUUGUUUUGGUUUGCUUUUUUUUUUGAACACUUUUUAAUGUAUUGAAAAUCAAAAUUUGAUUGUGGGCUGAUAGCACUCUUAGAAGUGAAAGGUUAUUUUCAUAACAUUUCAAAAAUAAUCACACAACUAUGAAUCAACAUGAAUUACCGGUACUUGAUAAAUAGUCUGUGGGACAAAAGGAGACACCAGUUUACUAUAUGUUGUAGUUAAUUUUUUAUCUCAGGUAAUUUUUCUUUUUCUUUUGUUUUUGGGUACGGUAGUCGGGGUAGUGUAUGCUACUGAAGUUGAAACAAAAGAAAAGAAAAAUUACUCAAGAUAAAAAUUAACAACAACAAAAUAUAUAUUCCAUGCAAAGUUGAUUUUACUUUGGCAUGGAUUGCUGCUUACAUUCUUUGUCUUUACUUUUACAAUUUCUUUAUCAUUUAGGGCCAUCAUUCCUCAGUUUCUUCAAAAGAAAUUGUAUCAUUUUCUACAGCACUGUUUUUCACAUUGGCCUCUGGACCCCAACUUCAGAUAUGUGAGUAUAAAGUAUUUUAAUUAAUUAUCCUUUCUAUAUAAAGAGUCUUUUCACCAUCAUGUCAUCAAAUUCUAAAAUCAAAAUAGCGAGGCCGCUCUGAAUUCUUAUGUAUACCUGGUUGAAGGUGACUGAUCACAUAGAAGUUUCCAGUCUGUAGAGUCUUUCAUUUUGGAAAUACAGCAUUUUGAAUUUCCAAAUAUUCACAGCGUGUGGCACCACAAUGGUAGCCCAGACAGAGGUGUCUGGUUAAAUAAAAGCUCUCUCCUUAUGUUUUUCAGCGGUUUAUUCAUUUUAAGCAGUACAAAUGUGUUUUAAUAUGCACAUAUUAAUUAGCCUACAAGCAAAAAGAAAACAUUUUUAUCACAAAAGUGACCUCUCAGGAAAUAGCUCUUAUUUGUGAUUGGUCACUUUGUAAAAAUUCAAGGAGUGAAAUUAUGGGUGAAUUCUGUGUUGUGUAAAAGGUAGGGGUGCACAUCGAGAGUCGUGUUGAAGAAGUUGUGGGUUUUUUUGUGGAAAAUCUGGUCCAUGUUAUAAUUUAUCUUGGUCUUUUACUAUAGUAAUUUAUAAAAUACUGGUAACUGAGAUAGUACGCGCACUCUGAUUGGCCAAGAAGCAUGUUUAAGUGAGACUAUGCAAACACAGUUGAUAUAUCAAGGUGUUUUGCUUUCCAUGCGCUUAUCACACAAGCAUGAAUCUGAAAGAGGUUUUGAGGUGAAAACUGGACAAGUUUACUUUGUUUACCCUUUUCCUUGUUGGCUGAAACUUGAAAAAUCUUUACAAACAUGCUGAGUCAAUUAUAUUUGCUGACAUUUUAAGCAAGAAAAAUCCAUAUUUUUUAAAGCAUCUUUUUCGCAAAACAAGAACUGAUUAUGCGUACAAAACUCUGUGUACAGCACUUUGCGACUAGUAAGAAUUUCUCUUUCAAAGAGUUUUGUUUUUUUCUCAGAAAAGUAAUUUUGUAAAAGCAAUAGAAACCUUCUUUCCUGUGUUUGCAUAGCCUGAUAUAAACAUUCAAGAGGUUGGGAGAAUUCUUGACAGUUAUGCAAACCCUUGACUUCAUCUCGGGUUUACAUACCUGUCUUGAACCUCUCUCAUUUUUAUAUCAGGCAAUGCAAACACAGAAAACGUUUUCUACUGCUUAAGUGGCACUUAUCGUUCUUAUCAGUAUAUGAAGACAGUAGUAAUCAGUGCAUUUUGGAAUUUUGUCAUAUAUUCCAGGUUUUGGAGACCUGGUUGAGUUACAUUCAACCUUGGAGAUAUUCAAAGGUUCACAAUGCAACAUCCAUUGAAAAAGAUGAUGACUCCAGAGAAACGGCAAGUCCAGUGUGGUAAGCAAAAUGUUACGGCAUGGCCUUUCCAACCUUACUCUCAAUCUCUGUUAGCGAAAUACCUUUGGUAACUUAAUCUCUCUGAUGCCAAGAAGUUCCUACUACAUGAAGUAUAGUUACCAGAGGGGACUGGCUAUGAAACUGGAAAAAAAGUCAAAGGAGGAAAAAACAAUGCUGCAGUAAUGGUUGCCUGUUGUCCUUCAAUAGCAUUUUGAAAUUAACAAAUGAAGUAAAGAUGAGGCAAUUCACUACUGUUAAAACUUACAGUUAAAAAUUCAAGCUUUUGUCCAUCAACAACAUGUUUAAUUACUGCAAAUGAAAUGACAUAAUUUUUAAAACUGUUUGUCACCUUUUUGGCUUCAUUAACUGAAGCAUAUCAAUCACUUAUCAAUAAUUAAACCAACAAAGUAGUAUCAUGUCAUCCUAGUCAUCCCAGUCAUAUCUUAGCCAUCCCAGUCGCCCCAGUCAUUCCAGUCAAUCUUCUCAUCCCAGUCACCACAGUCAUCCUAGUAAUUCCAAUCAUCCCUAAACAUCCCAGUAUCGUGGGGCCUGUUUCUCCUGUUUCUCCUGUUUCUCCAAAGUCACAGUCAUCCUGCUCAAGUCAUCCUGGUCAUCCCUAGUUAUUCCAGUCGUCCUAGUCAUCCUCACCCCAGUCUCCCUAGUGAAAAAUGUUUUAAAGAAACCAGGGCCGUACCUAGGAUUUUUUGUCUGCGGGGGCAAACUCGGUUUUCGUGAGAUUUCGGACCAAUAUAGCUACAAGAAACAGCCCAGCAAAAUCAGACACUAUGUUAGAAAAAAAACAUUUAGUUUUCCUGGCGGGGGCAACUGCCCCCUUCGCCCCCCCGCUAUGUACGGCCCUGGAAACAAGCAAAGUUAAAUAAGUUGAGGCUUCUUGCUGUUAAUACAUUAUGAUAAGAUCCUCAACAUGUAAUUUAAUUAUUUAGCAGUCUACUUGUAUUCUUUUUUCCAGGAAAACAUUUGUAUUUGAGAACCUGUUGUUCUACUGUGCAUUAUUGUUUGAGUUCGUGUCGCGAGCGUGUCGCUUCAAUCUUUGUUCUGCGAAAGAUGCUCAGCUGCUGUUUAGAGUUCUGAAGGUAGGGGUUGUUGAAUGGUUUUAAGAACCUCUGUAAUUCAAACCGCUAUGGCAGGGUAUUUAUAUAAUGUCUUAAAUGAGUCUUUAAUGAUCCUUCCAAAUUGGGGUAUCCUGUCACUUUGUCGGUCUUUUCUGAGACCCCCUCUCACCUUGUAGGUGAAGGAAAAUGUCACUGUUGGUUCAGCACAAUUUUUGUGACACUCAAUCUUGGAAUUUAUGGCAGAUAAAGUGCCUGGAAAAAAGUAAUUGUUAUUGCCCUUUCUCCCUGGAGGGACUGUUCUUCAGACAUCAGAAAACGAUUUAAAGAAAACAGCAGAAAAUGUUUGGAAAUGAUGGAAGAGAGAUUGUUAUUUCGCUGCUGAAACGGUCAAAAAUUACUUAAAAAAUAGAUUGUGACUGUCAGAAUUCUUUCCUCCUUUUCUGUCAAUUAUCAGUGCUUUCUGAGAAGAUUGCUGCCAUUUUUGGGGGGCCAUGACACCUGUUGCUUCAUCCCCUUGGAAGGCCUCUUUAAUUUUACGUCCUAUUAGAACAAGGACUAGAACCCUCAGAGAUCUUAAUGUUAUUAGUAUUAAUAAUUUCCUAGGUUGGCUUUGAGUAGGAUGUUGAAAAUUGCAUUUUAUGGUGAUUUUGUGUUAUGUUAAUCUUUGAAAAAAAACUGCCUGACAUUGGGGAUAAUAAGAAAACAUUUUUGGAAUAUCUUAGGGUACAUACACUGUUCAUGCGUACAAGGAACUAUUUUCUAUGUUUUCUACUGUCUGAUCUGUUAAUGGAAUUUUACUUUCUUUCGUUGUGAACUCCAUACCUUUCAAUGAAACCAGGAUUUAAUAAGUAUAAUGGCAUCUUUAAUAAUUCUUAAUGGGCCGCUUUGUCUUACUUUCUUUUUUAUCAGGUAUUUGCUCAACCACAUUUGGUGGAAAUGGUUGAAGAAGGUGUGUAUUUCUAUUACCGUAUUUAUUCGAUUAACCGCCCUGGGCGCUUAUUAAAUUUUUGGACCUUGAGAGUGGGCGCUUAUUCGAGGCUGGGCGCUUAUUAAAUUUUCACCAUUAUCAGCAAGUGAAGUAUGUUUAUUUUGCAACAAAACAAUCAAUGCUAAUAACAAAAUGCGAAGAAGUAACAAAGCAAGGUUUCUGUAAAAUACUCUGAAGAAAACUCCGUCCUCGGGGAAGUCUCUUAUUGGAAUUUAUUCACUCAAGUGGGUGGGGUGGGGGUGAGCGCUUAUUUGAGUUUCAUUGGGAGGAGGAGGGGUGGGCGCUUAUUCGAGGUUGGGCGCUUAUUAACUUUUUCUGCCUUUAGGAUGGGCGCUUAUUCGAGGUGGGCGCUAAUUCGAGGUUGGGCGCUUAUUCGAAUAAAUACGGUAUAUUAAGGACAAUGACAGCUGUAAGGCAUCACUAAUAGAAUGUGUUCUUUAAAACUUCAUCAUAAUUAUUCCAACCCAUGUGUCAGGUGUAAGCAAAUUUGAUGUUUUUUAACGUUCUCCUUGGUAUUGUCAUCUUGGUCGCGCAAACUCCCUAAUGAGUAAGCUUACUAGCAAUCGUUAUUUGAGCUUACUGUUUUAACAGUUUCUUUAAAAAUACUGCUAAUUGUAUGGCAUGAUAAUUAAGGAAGAACUUUUAGUCUGAAUACCUUACAUGCAUGCAUGCAGCGAUGUAUUAGGGAUGGACCAUUAGAAAAGCUAUGGAGGGGUGAGGAAUCUUCAAGCUGCAUAAUUAUUUUUCGUUAACAUUUCCCUAGCCUUUGGACACAGACAUAUUUCCGGUCGUCGCUUUGGAGAGAAGCGAUGACCAUAAAUAAGUCUGUAUCUGCAGGUUAACAUUUCCCUUGCAUGAAUUUUUUUAGGGCUACUCCGUGUCCAUGAAUUUUUUACGUAAGAUUUUCCCUUGCACAAUAUUUUUUUUAUACAUCACCCGGCCCCCAUAACUUUUGUAAUGGUCCAUCCCUUUUUAGCAAUGCCCUACUCUUUGCGGUUACUCAUACAAAUAAAUUUUAACCUGGAGACAUUAUUCAAUGGAGCCUUAAGAACCUGAUUUUUCUCUGUUUUAGGAGAGAAGGCUUAUUUAAUGCCGUCAGGGAGUCACCGUAACACCCCUCUGACAAGCCUUGGUACACCCAGCUCAAUAAUCAAGAGUCAUAUAAUGGACCUAGAAGGACCAUCAUACUCAUUCAGGUCGCUGUUCCAUCUGCCUGGCGCAACCAAGGUCAGGUUUUCAGCUAUGUUAUUCCAGCUCUUUCUUAUUGCUACAUUUAUUUUUGGUUAAUGUUUUGGCAUUUUUAAAAUCCAAAUCCUUCAUGUGAGGCAGUCAUUCUACCCUUCACCCUCCUUUAAGGAGUAAUAAUUCUGAUUUGUUUGUGUUCCGCUGUAUAGAUGGGUGAGCUUCACUCAAGAGUGUUAGCCGCGCUCGAUGAGGUUACCAACAAGAACCAGUCUCAGCAGUCACCUGAGGACAAUGAAGGCUUUUUUGCUGUCUUCAUGAGAGCCCUCAAAAGUGACAUGUCCCAUGGAGGUGAAUUUGAUAGAAAUGCUGAGGAGGGAACACUUGUUUCAUACCUGAAAAAAAGCUGCGAGUUUAUUUUAAAGAUUAUUAGAGUAAGUAGACACCUAACCUUGAGACUUUCAUGAUUGUGGGUUAAUGUUUACGGUGCUACUACUCGAACCGGUGCACUUGGAAGAAGAUUAUCCAAUCACAACGGUUUUCGAAAACAAAAGAUACUCAAGUUUUUUGUAAACAGUUUUUUUGUUGCGCGCAGUCUGUGACCUUCGUUUUUUACUAGUAUUUUUGUUUUGGCUAUUGUAGAUUUUAGCACCAUUAGUAGCCUGUUGCAGGCGUUCCCUCGUUUUUUCCCCCUCAUUUUCCCCACGUACAAUUUUUAACUUGCUCCCCACCAACUGAACACCGCGCUCUACUAUCUGAACGCCUGGAACAGGCUACGUCAUUAGCCGCAGCUUAAACAGUACCAAUGUACAUUGUGCUGAAGCUAUGAAAAUCACACCCAUCAUUCGCCACUUUUACAUUGCCCAUAAUACACCUUUUUUGGAUCAAUGUUUUUUUUGGGGGGGAAACUUCCCACCUACCCCUCCCCUUAUUCAACGUUAGCACUUACUUCUAACUUAGAGCAAAAUGUUGGGUUAGGGGAGGGGUAGGUAGGUAGUUUACCCUCCCCCCCCCCAAAAAAAGAAAAUGCACAGCAAAAUUCUUUUUGCCUACUUUUGGAAUAACUGUAAUACACAGGAGAAAUUGAAAACAAUUCUUAUGCAAGAUUAUUUGGGGGUAAACUGGGUCCAUUAUGUGAAAUCUGAAAGUGGCCAAUUUAGUUAGCUUCGUAGGAUUCCCUAUCCUUGACCAUCUCAAAAACUAAUAUUUUUGUCUUUAGUCUGCAGAUUCUAUUGAUGGCAGUAUAUUAAACAGCACUAUUCAAUGGGAGACAACUUCACCUGGUGCUGUAAAGAGGAAUGUGUCAUUAGCUAGUAACCAGUCUUCCUUGCCAGAUCAUGUUGAAACUGAUGAUGGACCUGUACCCACUCCCCUGGGACGUUAUCAAGUAGGUGCAAUUUUCAGGUGCUUUUGGCUAUGUUCACACGAUACCGGAUAGCUUUUCAUGGCGCCACGAACAACUAUUCGCAGGAGCAUAUAACCCGGAGCGAGUAACUCCCAUACUAGGCCAAUGUCACUGCGUUUUUAUGGACCAGUUAACUUUUAGACACAUUUUAGAGCACUUUUUCCCGCGAAAACAGAAUCUCCACCAUGUCUUUGAGCGCAUUCGAAGUAUAAAAAGGAAACCUAAACGUUAUAAAAAGGUAGCCUGUUCACAGACCCUCUAUUUUCUCUUCAAAGUACGUCGAGCGCGGGUGAUAAAAUAUAAACCGCAAGAGAUUUAUUGACCGCCAGCGCAAGGGGGUAUAUUUUUCUUUCUCGCGCUCCACGCUCGUUCUCGCGCGCCUUCUUGGCUCGCGAGCUCGCCGAUGUUUUUGAAAACAAAAAUAAAACAAAGUCUGUGUACGGCUAUUAAAAGGCAAAAAAUAUCAUUUUUAGGUCUGUAGGUUUUGCUGACUGGUUUGUGGAAUUUAAAAGAUAUUCAAAAUUGGCGCCAAAAACGUUCUUAAAAUAAACUGGUUCGUGAAAACGCCGUGACACGAGCGCAUGGAAGUUGCUCGCUCCGGGUUAUGGAUUUCUGCUAUUCGGUAUUGUGUGAACAGCAACGGCCGGGGGUAGUCUGCUUCACGGCCGUUCUUUGUGUCGGAACGGAACACUUCUUCUCCUCCUUCUUCUCCUCCUCCUCCCCCUCCUCGUCCUCCUCGAGGUGCACUAAAUUCUAGUUCUCACUCCUUAAUAUUGUUUUCCGUCUCAGCUGGAUCCAGUCCUGGCUCCUACUUAUUUAUUUCCGCGACGGGCCAAAUAGGUGUUCACACUCCACCAAAGUAUGGCAUAAAACCAAUCCAUGAUGUGACGCCCCACUUUCAAGGUCGGCAAGGUGCAGCUUCGCUCCGUCAUUAAAAUCGCACCGCCGCAACCGUUCUUCUUCUUUGUCGCGUCCAAGUUUCAAAUAAACGCCGCCCGUAAAUAAGCACCGCCCUUGAGUAAGCAUCAAAUUUGAGGCGUGAAAAAUGAAAUAAGCACCGCGACGCUUACGAGAGUGAAUACGGUAUCUCCUACCCUGACCCAUAGUCAAUUCAGUCAUUAUCUGAUUCUACGAUUGUCAUCUUACUUGUCAUCCCUUAGACGGACAUUUUUGUUUUUGUAGAUGAUAAAUGGCCUUCGCAAAUUUGAAGUCAAAUACAGUGGUGAUCCUGAACUUCAACCAAUCUGUAGUUAUGAAAAUCCAACAUUGGUGCGCCUACUGUACAAGCUCUCCACACAUUUAAAUGAAAAGGUAUAUGUUAUCUUCAGACUUAAGCUACGUGCAGACGGAUGCAACAACUGCCAACAUUGUUGGCCCAACAAUGUUGGCAGUUGUUGCGUCCGUGUUGGCAGUGGUGUGCAAACGGAUGCAACAACUCCCGACAAUAUUGGGACCUGCAGUGCAUCGUGGGAAGGAUACAACCCAUAAGACUUUGGAGACUAUGUGUCAUGCGCGUGCGUGGCCCCAACAAUGUUGGAAGAGCUUCAGCUGUGCAAACGGAUCCAACAUUGUUGCGCUACGCUUCAACGAUCACGGUACAAAAGAAAUGUUGGGAGUUAUGGGCUCAAACGUUUGACCGGUUUCAAACUUUGCGCUACAACGCCCAACAACAUGCAACAGGGUGUGCAAACGAACGCAACAUGUAACAUCCAACAAUAGGGAGUUUACGCGACGACAACGGUGACAGCAACGAGAAUGGCAAAAAAACAAUGGGUUUAGACAUUAGCAAAACAACAACUUUGCACGUGCAUCACGCUUUUUUGUGCAUUUCUCUACCGUCGUUGCACGACUACAAGAAACUGCGUAAUUUCACGUUUUGUCGAGGACGGGAGCAAAAGAGAACAACUUUCUUUUUCUUUUCCUGAACUUUGAUGCAGUCCUUUAGAAUUCAACCCCCCAAAAAUUUAACAACAUCUGACAAAUUAAACGAGAUGGAAUAAGCGCGAUUAAGUUUGAGGCAGGGCAAAUUCACUUUUUAAGUGACGUUUUUCAUCGCCGUUGCGUAAACUCCCUAAUGUUGAGAGUUGUUGGCCAACAAUGUUAUAGUGAUAGAAUAUUGCGAAGUAUUAUUUGAAUUGGAAACCAAUAACAGUCAAACCCAGUUGAUACGGACUCUGAUGGGGGCCAUAGAGAGUGCCCGUGGGUCUGUCCGUAAAGCGGGCUUUGACCGGAAGUGAGCGAAAUAGUGUUUGAAUUGGACAUCAAUAACAGUCAAACCCAGUUAAUACGGACUCUGAUGGUGGGCAUAGAAAGUGACCGUGCGUGUGUCCGUAAAGCGGGGUUUGACCGGAAGUGAGCGAAAUGGUGUUUGAAUUGGACAUCAAUAACAGUCAAACCCAGUCAAUAGAGACUCUGAGGGGGGCCAUAGAAAGUGCCCGUGCGUGCGGGGUUUGACUGUAGCAGCUUUUUCUGAAGAUACCAAAAAGAGAAAAGAACGUAUAUUACAGAGAUUUCGUGUAGCACCAGCUUACCAACAUACAAUGUGAACCUCGUUACGAGGUUGUCUUCUACUUGCGGUCCAGAGAGAACCCCGGGAACCAAGUUGCAUACAGUGGAACCCCGAUAUAGCGGUCCUUUUUUAUAACGAAUGCAUUUCCCAGUCUCCUUGCUGUUUAUUAUAACAGAGCCACUUUUUUUAUAAGCUGAAAGAAUGUUCAGCCAGUGUUACAUGUAUAUACCCACUGACAUGUUCUUUUCUGUUUUUAGUUCGGACAAACUUUGGAGAAGACGUACACAACUUCAAGACUCUUCAAAAGUGUCGCCUGUUAUCUAUCCCCAGCCUUAAAGAAAGCUUCUCUCCCCACUCCCUCAAACCACCCCUCAACCUCCCCACUCCACUCCUCUCAGAGGCAAUUAGAGCCACAGAUUAGUCUUCGGUUUCUUGCAUCCUACAGGACUUUGAUUUAUCUGUUUAUAUUUUGGCUUUUUUGCCGAAUUACCUCCUUGAACACUUUGCUAGUGGUUUUACUGUGGAUUUUGUUGUUGGCUGUGAUGCUAUUGUACCAUUUGAGACCUCGUUAUGAGAAAAACAAGUGA
Porites lobata is the source of this 19419-nucleotide messenger RNA. The record is from the annotation of a GenBank genome assembly. NCBI's taxonomy places the organism in Eukaryota, Metazoa, Cnidaria, Anthozoa, Scleractinia, Poritidae.